AUGGACUCUCUCAGCGCGUCCCAGAGCGCGGCCCUGAAACCCAAACCCGUUUCUUCGGUCUUCAACCGUCGACCAGGCUCGGGAGUGCAUCAGGCUGUGCCUCAACGGAUGCGGACCACACCAAUCAAACAACAGACGGCUCCCCAGCCACGAGUGAGAGCCCACAGACCACAAAAAGUAACACUGUCAGCGGUUCCAUGCUCUAUUUGUGACCAGAGGGUGCCCGAACAUCACAUGAUGUGCUGCGGAUGCGCUAAUUACUCCAUUCUGGCCCAUCGGGUGGCGCAAAUCAAGAUCGACGCUUCACUGGACACAGUCACACAGAAGAUAGAGAACAUCGACAAGCUAGACUGUCCGGAUAAGGACCCUGGUACAGAUCCGUUUCGGCUGCGACUGCUCAAAAUCAAACAGCAGGGUGUCCGGAGAGAGCUAGAUGUAGUCCGAAAAGCCAGAGACUUACAGACAGAUGAGAUUGCAGCCAAGAAGCGACACCUAGCAACACUGAGGAACCAGGUUUCAACUAUGAGAGAAACAGCCGCCUCACUACACACACAGAGUGUCAAUGAGCAUCAGAAAAUCAAACGGAAACUGUCACAGGAUGUCCAAGAGCUAAAGACCAAGGUCAACACGGAGAUCCCACACAGUCUUCUCGCCAAACGAAGCGUACUCUGUCGAGAGCUGGUCUCUCUGUACAACAUUCGAUUGAGAAAGGUGAGACGAGGGAGUGGUAUCACUUCUGUUGGGUCUACAGCAGAUACAUUUCCACUAAUUGGAACGCUCUCUCUUCCUGAUAUCAUCACGUUGUGCUUAUCGUCUCAUCGAGAGAUCAACACUGCGUUAGAUAGACUUGCAUCUUUCACAUGUCUCGCAGCAUACUAUUUGGGGGCUCCUCUUCCUUAUGUCAUUCUACUCCCCCAGAGACGACAUCCUUACAUCCGCAUUUCCAGCAACAACUACCCGUUGCAUUUGGAAGACCCACUGCCCCAGGUAUCAUCUGAGAAGCCUGCCGUGUUCAGCAAGUUUGCACACGCUCUAGCUAUGCUCUGUCUGAACUUGGCCUCGAUUUCCCACAAACUAGGGUUCCAUUCUCAUCUCAACACCCCCGAAGAAAUUGUCAAGAUCGACAAGAUCAUUUCUCGCAUGUUCCUGACCAUUGAAGAAGAGGAUCCUGAUGGUAACGAAGUCACAGACGUGGAAUUAUCCUGCGUAGCAGACUAUAUCAUUACCCAAGUCUACCUUGAGGUGGAUGGAGGAGGUAGUGAGUGGGUCAGUCUAUAG
Molecule: messenger RNA, 1278 nt
Organism: Yarrowia lipolytica CLIB122
Lineage: Eukaryota; Fungi; Ascomycota; Dipodascomycetes; Dipodascales
Biological process (GO): SNARE complex assembly
Cellular component (GO): lytic vacuole; endosome
Molecular function (GO): SNARE binding
Source: RefSeq, a predicted model, not a curated record